Molecule: messenger RNA, 717 nt
Organism: Cylindrotheca closterium
Lineage: Eukaryota; Bacillariophyta; Bacillariophyceae; Bacillariales; Bacillariaceae
Source: the annotation of a GenBank genome assembly
AUGACCAAAGAAGAAGAAGACGCUCACAAGUACGAUGUGGACCUACAGCCACUCGCAGAAGACAAAAGACUCAUUGUGUUUGGCGACGACUAUACUUCCGACCAGCCAAUGGCACUCCAUCUCAAAACCAAGUGGAGCUGGAGCGGGGACACCAUGUCGGUCAAGGAUCAGCUCGGGGAAACUUGGUUUUCGGUCAGGGGAGACGCCUGGUCACUGAGCGAUACCAAAGUGGUCUAUGGCAAGGACAACAAGCCACUCUUUGUGAUUGCCGACAAGACAUGGUGGAAUAUUUUGGACGAUGCCCAGGCAGUCUUUGAUUGCCGUGGAAUGGAAGAUCUCAAGGAGGCAAGAAAUGUCAAAAAGGACAAGACCAAGUUUAUGUUUAGCGUUGCCUCCAACUUGGGAAAUACCAAGCAAACGACCACAGUCAAGAAUAGUGGUGUCAAGGGCGAAAUGGACGAAAUGGUCGAUAUUGUUGGAAAAUGUACCUUUUUCGAACAAAAGUGUGCCAUGUGGCGCGAUGGGGAUUACAAAAGUAGAGGGACUCCCAUUGCCAAAUUCAUGAGCCCAGUGGAAAUGCAAAACUUUUUUGGUUUCAAGUCGGCGAGUGGUUCUGGGACCCAGGAUUUCUACUUGACGGUCGCUCCUGGUGCUGAUAUUGCCUUUUGUUUGGCGUUUGUCAUUGCGAUUCGUGAAAUGAAUGAAUCUUAUACAUAG